Messenger RNA from Vairimorpha ceranae, 795 nucleotides. Its product is annotated as 300 kda antigen. The transcript has a single exon. The record is from RefSeq and is a predicted model, not a curated record. Lineage: Eukaryota; Fungi; Microsporidia; Nosematidae. The coding region runs from base 1 to 795 and encodes 264 amino acids.
AUGGAUAAAAAAAAGAAAAUGCCUUUAGAUGUUGGAAAUAAAUCUUCAUUAGAAACUAAAAAGAAAUUGCCUUUAGAAACCAAAAAGAAAAUGCCUAUAGAAGUUAAAAAUAAAUCUUCAUUAGAAAGUAAAAAGAAAUCGCCUCUAGAUGUUAAAAAGAAAUUACCUUUAGAAACUAAAAAUAAAUCUUCAUUAGAAACUAAAAAUAAGUCUUCAUUAGAAACCAAAAUUAAAUCUUCAUUAGAAACUAAAAAGAAAUCUUUAUUAGAAGUUAAAAAGAAGUCUUCUUUAGAAGUUAAAAAGAAAGUGCCUUUAGAAGUUAUAAAGAAGUCUUUUUUAGAAGUUAAAAAGAAAUUGCCUUUGGAAAAUAAAAAUAAAUCGCCUUUGGAAACUAAAAAUAAAUUGCCUUUAGAAGUUAAAAAGAAAUCUUCAUUAGAAAUUAAAAAGAAAUUGCCUUUAGAAGUUAAAAAGAAAUUACCUUUAGAAACCAAAAAGAAAAUGCCUUUAGAUGUUAAAAAUAAGUCUUCAUUAGAAACUAAAAAGAAGUCUUCAUUAGAAACUAAAAAUAAAUCUUCAUUAGAAACUAAAAAGAAAUUGCCUUUAGAAGUUAAAAAGAAGUCUUUUUUGGAAAUUAAAAAGAAGUCUUCAUUAGAAACUAAAAGGAAAUCCUUCUUAGAAGUAAAAAAUAAACUAGAAAAAUUCCUUACUAAAGACCACUUUCAAAAUACGCCCUAUCAGCACCUAAACUACUGGAAAGUGUACAGUGACUUAAAAGAUAAAGAAAAACAAAAAUAA